AUGAAAAGUGAUCUGGGAGGAUCCAACAGCACUCGGGUGACCUUGAGGGCGGCGGACAAAGACCUGACUGGGAUUUACAAGUGCGAGGUGUCCGCUGACGCGCCGCUAUUCCACACCGCGAUAAGGACAGCCCACCUGGUCGUCACGGUGGAGCCAGAGAGCGGUCCAGAGAUCCAGCUGGAGAAGACCAAGUACACUCCUGGAGAGAGGUUGAGAGCCAACUGCAGCUCCAGGCCUGCCUUUCCAGCGGCCAACCUCACCUUCUAUAUCAAUGGAGCAAAGGUAAAUAAUAAUAAGAUAAUAUGA
Messenger RNA from Nezara viridula (southern green stink bug), 306 nucleotides. NCBI's taxonomy places the organism in Eukaryota, Metazoa, Arthropoda, Insecta, Hemiptera, Pentatomidae. The record is from the annotation of a GenBank genome assembly.